Molecule: messenger RNA, 3433 nt
Organism: Colossoma macropomum (tambaqui)
Lineage: Eukaryota; Metazoa; Chordata; Actinopteri; Characiformes; Serrasalmidae
Gene: hic2
Product: hypermethylated in cancer 2
Exons: 2
Coding region: 127-1821 (564 amino acids)
Biological process (GO): regulation of transcription by RNA polymerase II
Cellular component (GO): nucleus
Molecular function (GO): protein binding; RNA polymerase II cis-regulatory region sequence-specific DNA binding; DNA-binding transcription factor activity, RNA polymerase II-specific
Source: RefSeq, a predicted model, not a curated record
GGGUGAGGAUUUUUCACGUCACAAGCUUGCAAGAUGGCGCUCGGAAAGCUGUGAGAUGAGAAAACAGGAUGGCUGUUUGAAGAGCUUCGGUCGAUUUAUUAAGGUUUGCAGGUGCAGAAAAAGAGGAUGGAAAUGGAAUUGCCAAAUCAUGCCAAACAAUUGCUGCUGCAGCUGAACCAACAAAGAGCCAAAGGUUAUCUGUGUGAUGUCAUUAUAGUAGUAGAAAAUGCCCUCUUCCGGGCACACAAAAACAUCCUGGCAGCCAGCAGUAUCUACUUCAAGUCCCUCAUCCUUCACGACAACUUAAUUAACCUCGACACAGAUAUGGUCAACCCGUCGAUAUUUCGGCAGGUACUGGACUUCAUUUAUACUGGCAAGCUUUUGUCAUCGGAUCAGGUCAGCGACCACAAUUUUAAUGCCCUCCUGACGGCAGCAAGCUACCUCCAACUGCAUGACCUGGCUGCUCUCUGCAGAAAGAAGCUGAAACGCAAUGGAAGAUCCCUCCACAGCAAACCUACAACCCCUACCAAUGGAAGAACUUCCAGGAACCAAAGGUUGUCCUCUACACCCGUCACCCCAAACCAAAUUUCAGGGUUUAAAGAUAGUGAAAAAACAAAGAGGCAAGAGGAGGUACUUAAAGACGAGUUAUCGGAGGAAGAGGUUUUUGCCGGGAAUGCCCAUUGCGCAACCUCAGCUAAUUCUCUUAGUCCUUCUACAAGUAAGAAUGGGAGCAGUGGCCCCAUUAACAGCAGUGGUGGCCUCCUGGAGCUUGGCCUGGAUCUCUCCAAGAAAAGCCCUUCAGGGAGCACAGCCACUGAAGAAGUCAGUCCCAGCAGCAUCCCACAAGAAUCACCUCAGUCUGCCUCAGAAUCCACAGCCAACAGUGCCUCGUUUGAUGAGAUAACCACGAACCCGCAGAACCUCACCGGUGGUGAGCCUAUGGAUGUAGGUGAAGGGGGAGAAUGUGAGGAGAGCCAGCACCCUCCAGACCCUGACCCCGUCAAAAGCUCCCGUCAGACAUCACGGCCAAGGCGGCAAGCCAAGGGCGAGAGCCACAAAGGUGAAGAUGCAGAGCGAGCCAGUCUGCCCAAUGGUGUCACCAAGAGGCUGAAUGUGGCAGGUGGGGGAAAGGUCAACUCUGAUCUGUCCUUCCAGUGUAAAGAGGAAGAUGAAGGCCUGGAGAACGGCCAGGAACAGAGUGAGGAAAGCGGCCAAAGUGAGAGCGAAGGUGGCCGCAACAGCGCCAACUAUGUGUACCGCCAGGAGGGCUUUGAGCCUGCCCUUGGUGACAACCUUUACGUGUGUAUUCCCUGUGGUAAAGGCUUUCCCAGCUCGGAAGAACUGAACGCCCAUGUGGAGACCCACACGGAAGAAGAGCUGUACAUCAAAGAGGAGGAGGACGAUGGCUAUCCAAAGGAAGAUGAGGCCGAGGCCGAGGACUUGUCAUCCCAGACAGUGCAAGCGCAUGGGGCAGAGUCACGCCGCUUUUGCUGCACAGUGUGCAAUAAGAGCUACAAGGAUCCGGCCACGCUGCGGCAGCAUGAGAAGACCCACUGGCUCACACGACCCUUCCCCUGCAACAUCUGCGGCAAGAUGUUUACCCAACGUGGCACCAUGACGCGCCACAUGCGCAGCCACCUGGGCCUGAAGCCCUUUGCCUGUGAGGAGUGCGGCAUGCGCUUUACACGACAGUACCGCCUCACGGAGCACAUGCGGGUCCACUCGGGGGAGAAGCCCUAUGAAUGUCAGCUCUGUGGCGGCAAGUUCACCCAGCAGCGCAACCUCAUCAGCCACUUGCGAAUGCAUACCUCCCCAUCAUAAGCCAAAGACGCUCUGGACAGGAGAAUCUUCUUCAGCAAAAAGAUUUCAAUACAACGCACACCUCUUUUCUGUGAAGAUGAUGGCUAUGAGUGGGCGACCCCAAAGGAAGUUUCGCUCCUGCCUUGACUAACAGGAGUAGCAGUUCAAAACAUGAAAGCCCUAAUGGUUAAAAGGGCAACCUUCCUCAAAUAUUGGUAUGUAACUUUUUUUUGUUUGUUUUUUCUUUUUUUGUUUUUACUUUAUUGCUGUGAAUGUAUAAUUGGGGUACUGAUGCUGUUUCAAGAUUCCUUGGCAUUACCAGACCAUUAUUAACCAGUCUUUGCACUGGUUUCAUGUCUUGGUCCACUUCAAAUAAUUGUCAUUUGGCUAUCCCAAGAAUACACCACUUCUCUUCCUUUGGUCUUUCGAAUAAGGGGUUCAGUAAUCUGAAAAUACAUCACAAUGUUUUAAUGUCUUAAAUUUUCAUUUGAAUUCAAAAGAUUUAAAUUUAUUGAGUAUGACAAAUGAGGGUUUUUAAGAGUCUCAAAGAAAAUGUUGCAAGGCAUGCAAAGUGCUGUCUGUAGUGGUGUUUCAUAAAAGCUUUGUGCAUUCAACCAAACAAAUUUGCAAGAUUUUACUCUGUACCAUGUGCCCGUUGGCUAUUCCCUAGUAGUAGAUGUGAAGCAGGGUCCAACAAAGCUUUCGUUCUACAGUAUCUUGAGGCAUUUUGGGACAUGCACGCAAAUUCCUCAGUUUGAUACAGCUUCAGUUAUAAUUGCUGCAUGAAACCAGUAGUUAUGAGGAGGCUUUGUAGUAGCCUUUAAGAUGAAUGAUGGAUGAAUGAUGGGCCACUCACUUAUCAGGCAGGUGCAGUCAAAUAUAUCUGCUGUGUUUGUUCCGCACCUGAACAUGGGCAAGUGGGGUCAUGGACAUGUGUGGUCAUAGGUGUCCAUUAAAGCUGUAUCGUUUACUCAUAUAGUAUGUAGGGGUUUACUCUCAAAGAAAAGCCAAAAUGAACGGUACUUGUUUUAUAGAUAACUUAUUGUUAUACUUCUGUGAAUAUUUAAACUGGAAGUCCUUUUGAUAUUUCUUUGGGGUGAGUCAGAAAGGUGAGGUGACUUGGGUGAUGGGUUGGGUAGGGUUUGUUUUAGUGAAUGUUAAACUUCUAAAUUCUGUCGGUACUGUUUUUUUUGUUUUGUUUUUUUUUUUUCCCUUUUCUUUAGUUUUGUCUGUUUAACUUUGCCCUUCACUGAAAAGACAAGCCUAAUUUUAUAGUCUUGUCACAUUUCUACCUCUUAAUUCAAAAGAACAAUACAUUCAUUGAUGGAAAUAUGGGGGUUUCUGAAUAUAGAUGUAUAAAGUUUGCUGAGGCUUUCUGAAUACUUCUAACCUGCCCAUCUCUCAACAAAGGUUUUAAGUUUUACAAAGUUUUAAACAUAUUAAAGUAGAAAUUAGCUUGUUGGACGCAUGUAUUUAAGGUAUUGAAAGGUUUAUGUCAGUGAAAUCCAAAGAGAAAAUGAAUAUUGAGGAGAAUAAUGGCUUUCCAACAAAAAAAUCCUGUAGAAUAUCCCUACCAAAGUUCUUAGAGUAAAUAUGGAAAAAUAUCAUUGCAGGAGAAAGGUAUUAUUAAAAA